This is a messenger RNA of Hypoxylon trugodes, 902 nucleotides long. RefSeq lists its product as uncharacterized. Lineage: Eukaryota; Fungi; Ascomycota; Sordariomycetes; Xylariales; Hypoxylaceae. The record is from RefSeq and is a predicted model, not a curated record. The transcript has a single exon. Bases 331 to 843 code for a protein of 170 amino acids.
CAAGCUUGACCAGGUGCACCCCCAAAUUCUCCAGGAUAUCAUGACCACCAUCCAUUCAUUCAUUCAUUAAUAAAGCUUGGGGAUGCCUCGGUCUGAGAAAUUGAGUUAUUUUGUCGGUGGCUUUUAAGUGUGACCCGUUCCCAUCUCGAACAACGAUCAAGAGGAGAGACACACUCACAUACCAGACCUCCUUCGACUCAACUAACAACAUAUCUACCUACCUGCGUACCUAUCUGGCUAGCAGGCAGUAACAUCUGCUCCUGCACAUAAAAGUCUAUUCAAGCUGGUUUAUUUUUACGUGAUAGUCACAUUUUAUCAACCUACCAAAUCAUGUUAUCCAUCUAUCUCCAAAACGAGUCGCAGAGGUGGGCGGCGCAGCACCAGACCUACCCCGCUUCCGCUUCUGCUUCCGCUUCUGCUUUCCCCUCCUCCAACGACUCUAGCGCACUCUCCGACUACGACGAAGAAAGCGACUGCGAAUCUAUCUUUUCGAGGACUAGUAAUAGAUCUAGGCGGUCUUCCGUCUCAAGCAUAUUAUCUGAUGAGGAGGAGGCAGCACCGGUUCCGUUCGACCAGCCUAGAGACUUCAAUGGUGCACCCAUUACCAUGUUCGCUUCGUUGGACCAAGCCGUAGCGCAGAGUACUCAAAGAGUGGAAACCCAAGGCGCCCCGCGGCGACUGGUAACACCGGGCAAACUAUACGAAAAUGAAGAGGAAGACGAUGAGAUAAUGGAAAUGGAAGCGGAGGAUCAGCAGAUGGACUACCACACAACGACAACAACUAGAAGCGUCGAGGGUGGCUUCCAUCGAAUAGUCGCCACCUGCACCGUUGCUGUAGGGUGAGAGAAAAUGAGAUAUAAAGAAAGGGGGGAGCGCCAAGCUUGGCAUUGUUCUACUUAAUA